Messenger RNA from Chinchilla lanigera (long-tailed chinchilla), 445 nucleotides. RefSeq names its product zinc finger protein 878-like. The record is from RefSeq and is a predicted model, not a curated record. Gene Ontology annotation, biological process: regulation of DNA-templated transcription. Lineage: Eukaryota; Metazoa; Chordata; Mammalia; Rodentia; Chinchillidae. The coding region runs from base 1 to 420 and encodes 139 amino acids. The transcript is spliced from 5 exons.
AUGAUGCCAUGGGAGACAGGGGACGCCAAGGCCAUUUCUGCAGUGAACCUCCGAGACACAGGACUGCUACUUUUCCAUCCUGGGUGUGGGCUGUCAGGCCCUAGAAUUCUGGGUACUGUAGUUGAAGGUGCACACCAAGUCUGGGUUUGGUUGCCCCGUGGAAGAUUCUACGGCCUCUGGCGGCAAUGCAAGGAGGCAGUAACAUUUGAGGAUGUAACUGUGAACUUCACCAAGGAGGAGUGGGCUGUGCUGAAUCCAUCCCAGAAGAAGCUCUACAGAGAUGUGAUGUGGGAAACAUUUAUGAAUAUGACCGCUAUAGGAAGAACCUGGGAUAACCAGCAAUGUGAAGAGGAUUGCAAAGCUUUCUCAAGGAAUCUAAGUGAAAAAAUGUGCUAUAUAUUCAGCCAGAAAGAAGAGUGAAUGAUAGCAUAUCAUUUGUGCAAAA